This is a messenger RNA of Fusarium redolens, 2035 nucleotides long. RefSeq names its product mate-domain-containing protein. The record is from RefSeq and is a predicted model, not a curated record. Gene Ontology annotation, molecular function: xenobiotic transmembrane transporter activity; antiporter activity. Gene Ontology annotation, cellular component: membrane. Bases 145 to 1575 code for a protein of 476 amino acids. NCBI's taxonomy places the organism in Eukaryota, Fungi, Ascomycota, Sordariomycetes, Hypocreales, Nectriaceae. The transcript has a single exon. Gene Ontology annotation, biological process: xenobiotic detoxification by transmembrane export across the plasma membrane.
CCCCGCCCGGGAUCGGAUAAGAUUUGUUGACUGACUACUGCAUCUGGAUCUGUGAGUCAAAGUAACUGCACGCUAUGUAAACCUCACGCCUGUUAGGCAUUUUGAAUAGCAUUUCUUCAAUCAAAAUCUUCAUGAUCAGUGAUAAUGACUUCUCACGACGAAGAGGCCCGGAAUGAAGCGGCGCCAUUGCUGCAAACCGAUCAAGACAGAUCUGUCGCAGAAUGGCCUACAAACGACUGGUGGUCUGAGCUGUCGCUCAUAACACGCUAUACAGCCCCUCUAGUCGCAACAUAUCUACUUCAAUACUCAUUCAGCGUUAUCACAACAACAGCAGCUGGUCAUCUCAGCCCCGAUGACUUGGCAGCCGCUGCAAUUGGCGUCACGACCAUGAACAUCGCUGGUCUCGCCCUCUACGAAGGAAUGGCAACAGCUCUCGAUACUCUCUGCGCGCAAGCAUAUGGCGCUGGAAACAAGACAGGUGUUGGCUUACAUGUUCAGCGCAUGCUUCUUCUCAUGACAGUCUUUACUGUCCCUGUUGCUGCUGUUUGGAUAUGUUCUCCUGCAUUCUUGACUCUCAUCCUCAAGCAAGAACACCUGGCCGUCAAAGCGGGUUCAUUUCUUCGAGUCAGCAUACUAGGUAUCCCCGGCUAUGCCUCAUUCGAAGCUCUGAAGCGCUUCCUACAAGCCCAAGGCGACUUCAACACCGGCAUGGCAGUCUUAGUCAUCUGCGCCCCCAUAAACGCCCUCCUCAGCUGGCUCUUCGCCUUCAAACUCAACCUAGGUCUCGAAGGAGCCGCUCUCGGUGCAGCAGUAGCCAACACCCUCCGCCCAACCCUCCUCCUCAUCUGCAUCUUCUUCAAAAAGUCAACCCACGAAUGUUGGCCUGGCUUUACACGUCGUGCCCUACAGGGCUGGGGACCCAUGGUUCGGUUAUCUGCCGCCGGUUCGGCUGUCACGUUGGCGGAGUGGGCUGCGUUUGAGAUCAUCACCGUUAGCACGUCAUACAUGAGCACGAUUCAUCUCGCUGCACAGACGAUUUUGACUACUACUUCGAUAGUCAUGUGGCAUAUUCCUUUUUCGCUUGGUGUUGCUGUUAGUACGAGGAUUGGGCAUUUGAUCGGCGGUGGACAUGUGGCUGCUGCGAGACGGAUUACGAUUCUUUAUGGGACCAUGUUUGUUGUUUUGGGAUUAUUCGAUGGUGCUGUUUUGUUCUCGUUGAGGAAUUACAUUGGACCUUUCUAUGCGAGCGAUGAGGAGGUUCGACGGAUUGUUACGAAUACUAUGCUUGCUGUGGCGGGCUUCCAAGUGCUGGACUCUAUUGUUUGCGGAUGCAAUGGCGUCCUUCGUGGUUUGGCGAAACAGUCUGUGUCAGCAUGGGUUGUCUUCAUCGUCAACUACUUUGCUGCUGUUCCCAUUGCGGUCUGGCUAGAACUAGGGCCUUGGAACCUGGGUCUGAAUGGUGUUUGGUCUGGAAUGAUAGGUGGUUCUGGUGUUAUUGCUAUUAUUGAAGUGAUAUAUAUGAUCAAAGUCGACUGGAGAAGUUCAGUCGAGAUAGUCAAGUCAAGAGAGGAUUAGCUUCUCGACUUCACAAUACAGCAUCAACACAAUUCUUCCAGCAUCUCAUUUAAAGCAUCUUGGAGUCACUGUACGAGCCUCGAUGCUGUGUCAUAAUGCAAAGUCCGAAACCGGGCGUCAUAGUAACAGUUCAGCAGCCCAUGAUCGGCAUGAUUCGUUGUUUCCUCACUCCUCAUACUCGCCACUUCUCUCAGUAAGCUUUCAUCUAAUCACGCGACCCAUUUCUGUAAUUUGAUCGUCGUUAUGUCCACGUGGUCCAUAACCGUUCCCAAACCGUUCGGGAAUCAUCGUCAUCGGUGACAGAUCCUUGGGUCGGGGCCGUGGGGUUCUCAACCUCGUCAAUCUUCCGAUCUGCAUUAGCAACCUAGUACAUAGGCCCAACAAGAAAACAACCGUGAUACUUGUGUGUUGGCAUCAUUCGCACGAGUGACUCCUCGGGCCAAAGGAACAAAGUGCAAAU